This is a messenger RNA of Sus scrofa (pig), 6590 nucleotides long. The record is from RefSeq and is a predicted model, not a curated record. NCBI's taxonomy places the organism in Eukaryota, Metazoa, Chordata, Mammalia, Artiodactyla, Suidae.
UCGCGGCCGCCGGGCCCCCGAGGGCUCGCCCUGAGGGACUGGCCGAGCGGGCGGCGAGAGGCCGGCGCGUGGGGAGCGAGCCGCGCGGCACCAUGUCGGCCAAGGUGCGGCUCAAGAAGCUGGAGCAGCUGCUCCUGGACGGGCCCUGGCGCAACGAGAGCGCCCUGAGCGUGGAGACGCUGCUCGACGUGCUCGUCUGCCUGUACACCGAGUGCAGCCACUCGGCCUUGCGCCGCGACAAGUAUGUGGCCGAGUUCCUCGAGUGGGCUAAACCAUUUACACAGCUGGUGAAGGAAAUGCAACUUCAUCGAGAAGACUUCGAAAUAAUUAAAGUAAUUGGAAGAGGUGCUUUCGGCGAGGUCGCUGUGGUCAGGAUGAAGAGCACCGAGCGCAUCUACGCCAUGAAGAUUCUCAACAAGUGGGAGAUGCUGAAGCGAGCAGAGACGGCUUGUUUCCGGGAGGAGCGGGACGUGCUGGUGAACGGCGACUCUCAGUGGCUCACCACGCUGCACUACGCCUUUCAGGAUGAAAACUAUCUGUACCUGGUCAUGGACUACUACGUGGGCGGCGACCUGCUGACCCUGCUCAGCAAGUUCGAAGACCGGCUCCCGGAGGACAUGGCGCGGUUCUACAUCGGGGAGAUGGUGCUGGCCAUCGACUCCAUCCAUCAGCUCCACUACGUGCACAGAGACAUUAAACCUGACAAUGUCCUUUUGGAUGUGAAUGGUCAUAUCCGCCUGGCCGACUUUGGAUCAUGUUUGAAGAUGAAUGAUGAUGGAACUGUCCAGUCCUCCGUGGCCGUCGGCACCCCGGACUACAUCUCCCCGGAGAUCCUGCAGGCGAUGGAGGACGGCAUGGGCAGGUACGGCCCCGAGUGCGACUGGUGGUCGCUGGGCGUCUGCAUGUACGAGAUGCUCUACGGAGAGACGCCGUUUUACGCCGAGUCGCUGGUGGAGACCUACGGCAAGAUCAUGAACCACGAGGAGCGAUUUCAGUUCCCUUCCCACGUCACGGAUGUGUCUGAGGAAGCGAAAGAUCUCAUCCAGAGGCUGAUCUGCAGCCGGGAGCGCCGGCUGGGCCAGAACGGGGUUGAGGACUUCAAGAAGCACGCGUUUUUCCAAGGCCUGAAUUGGGAAACUAUACGGAACCUCGAGGCACCGUACAUUCCGGACGUGAGCAGCCCUUCGGACACGUCCAACUUCGACGUGGACGACGACGUGCUGAGAAACGUCGAAAUACUACCUCCCGCGUCUCACACAGGCUUUUCGGGGCUGCACCUGCCCUUCAUCGGCUUCACGUUCACAACAGAAAGCUGUUUUUCUGACCGAGGCUCUCUGAAGAGCAUAAUGCAGUCCAGCACGCUGACCAAAGACGAGGGCCUGCAGCGGGACUUGGAGAACAGCCUGCAGGUUGAAGCCUACGAGAGGCGGAUCCGGAGGCUGGAGCAGGAGAGACUGGAGCUGAGCAGGAAGCUCCAAGAGGCCACCCAGACCGUGCAGUCCUUCCACGGCGCAGCCCGGACCCUGGGCAGUGCCGCCCGUGACAAAGAAAUCAAAAAGCUCAACGAAGAAAUUGAACGUUUGAAGAAUAAAAUAGCAGAGUCAAAUAAGCUGGAGCGACAGCUUGAGGACACGGUGACUCUUCGCCAAGAGCAGGAGGACUCCACGCACCGGCUGAAAGGCCUGGAAAAGCAGUACCGCGCGGUGCGGCAGGAAAAGGAGGACUUCCACAAGCAAUUGAUUGAAGCUUCCGAGCGGCUGAAGUCCCAGGCCAGGGAACUGAAGGACGCCCACCAGCAGCGGAAGCUGGCCCUGCAGGAGUUCUCGGAGCUCAACGAGCGCAUGGCCGAGCUCCGCUCCCAGAAGCAGAAGGUGUCUCGGCAGCUGCGGGACCGAGAGGAGGAGGUGGAGGCGGCCUUGCAGAAGAUCGACGCCCUGCGGCAGGAGGUCCGCAGGGCCGACAAGUGCCGGAAGGAGCUGGAAGCCCAGCUCGAGGACGCCGUUGCUGAGGCCUCCAAGGAGCGCAAGCUGCGAGAGCACAGCGAGAACUUCUCCAAGCAAAUAGAGAGUGAGCUUGAGGCCCUCAAGAUGAAGCAAGGAGGCCGGGGGCCAGGCGCCGCCUUGGAGCACCAGCAGGAGAUUUCCAGGAUAAAGUCUGAGCUCGAGAAGAAAGUCCUGUUUUACGAGGAGGAGUUGGUCAGGCGGGAGGCCUCCCAUGUGCUGGAGCUGAAGACCGUGAAGAAGGAGGUGCACGACUCCGAGGGCCACCAGCUGGCCCUGCAGAAGGAGGUGCUGGUGCUGAAGGACAAGCUGGAGAAGUCCAAGCGGGAGCGGCACAGUGAGCUGGAGGAGGCCGUGGGCACAGUCAAGGACAAAUACGAACGCGAGAGGGCCGUGCUGUCCGAGGAGAACAAGAAGUUAACUGCUGAGAACGAGAAGCUUUGUGCCUUUGUGGAUAAGCUCACAGCUCAAAAUAGGCAGUUGGAGGACGAGCUGCAGGAUCUGGCGGCCAAGAAGGAGUCGGUUGCCCACUGGGAAGCCCAGAUCGCAGAGAUCAUUCAGUGGGUCAGCGACGAGAAGGAUGCCCGGGGCUACCUUCAGGCCCUCGCUUCUAAGAUGACUGAGGAGCUGGAGGCGCUGAGGAGCUCCAGCCUGGGGUCGAGGACACUGGAUCCCCUUUGGAAAGUUCGCCGUAGUCAGAAGCUAGACAUGUCUGCGCGGCUGGAGCUGCAGUCUGCUCUCGAGGCGGAGAUCCGGGCCAAGCAGCUCGUCCAGGAGGAGCUGAGGAAGGUCAAGGACAUGAAUCUCUCCUUCGAAAGCAAACUAAAGGAUUCUGAAGCCAAAAAUAGAGAAUUAUUAGAAGAAAUGGAAAUUUUGAAGAAGAAGAUGGAAGAAAAAUUUAGAACAGAUGCUGGACUCAAACUUCCAGAUUUCCAGGAUUCCAUUUUUGAAUAUUUCAACACUGCACCUCUUGCACAUGAUCUGACGUUUAGAGCCAGCUCAGCUAGUGAGCAGGAAACACAAGCCGCAAAGCCAGAGGCGAUGCCCCCAAGCUCUGUGGCCGCGAGCACAGAACAGCAGGAGGACGUGGCUCGGGCCCCUCAGAGGCCACCCACCGUGCCGCUGCCCAGCACUCAGGCCCUCGCUCUGGCUGGACCAAAGCCGAAAGCACACCAGUUCAGCAUCAAGUCCUUCUCCAGCCCCACUCAGUGCAGCCACUGCACCUCCCUGAUGGUGGGGCUGAUCCGCCAGGGCUACGCCUGUGACGUGUGCUCGUUCGCCUGCCACGUGUCCUGCAGAGACAGCGCUCCCCAGGUGUGCCCCAUCCCCCCCGAGCAGUCCAAGCGGCCCCUGGGCGUGGACGUGCAGAGGGGCAUAGGGACGGCCUACAAGGGCUACGUGAAGGUCCCCAAGCCGACCGGGGUGAAGAAGGGCUGGCAGCGGGCCUACGCGGUGGUCUGUGACUGCAAGCUGUUUCUCUACGACCUGCCCGAGGGAAAGUCCACACAGCCUGGCGUCGUGGCCAGUCAGGUCUUGGAUCUCAGAGAUGAAGAGUUCUCUGUGAGCUCAGUCCUGGCCUCAGACGUCAUACACGCGUCGCGCCGAGAUAUUCCGUGUAUAUUCAGGGUGACGGCCUCUCUCUUAGGUACACCUUCUAAGACCAGCUCACUGCUCAUUCUGACAGAAAAUGAGAACGAGAAGAGGAAGUGGGUUGGGAUUCUGGAAGGCCUGCAGUCCAUCCUGCAGAAGAACCGCCUGAGGAGCCAGGUGGUGCACUCCCCCCAGGAGGCCUACGACAGCUCCCUGCCCCUCAUCAAGGCCGUCCUCGCCGCCGCCAUCCUGGACGCGGACAGGAUUGCCGUUGGCCUGGAAGAAGGGCUCUACGUCGUGGAGGUGACCCGCGAUGUGAUCGUCCGAGUGGCUGACUACAAGAAGGUGUACCAGAUCGAGCUUGCUCCCAAAGAGAAGGUCGCCGCCCUCCUCUGCGGCCGGAACCACCACGUCCACCUCUGUCCGUGGUCCUCCUUUGACGGGGCGGAAGGCACCGUUGACAUCAAGCUCCCGGAGACCAAAGGCUGCCAGCUCAUCGCGACCGGGGCGCCCAAGAAGAGCUCCCCCACCUGCCUGUUUGUGGCAGUGAAGCGGCUGGUCCUUUGCUAUGAGAUGCAGAGAACUAAGCCUUUCCACAGGAAGCUCAGCGAGCUUGCGGCCCCCGGCCCUGUGCAGUGGAUGGCCGUGCUCAAGGACAAGCUCUGUGUUGGCUACCCUUCUGGGUUCUCCCUGUUGAGCCCCCAGGGAGAGGGGCAGGCUCUAAACCUGGUAAAUCCCAAUGACCCCUCGCUUACGUUCCUCUCACAGCAGUCUUUUGAUGCCCUCUGUGCUGUGGAGCUCCAAAGUGAGGAGUACCUGCUUUGCUUCAGCCACAUGGGACUGUACGUGGACCCACAAGGUCGGAGGUCACGCAUGCAGGAGCUCAUGUGGCCUGCGGCACCUGUCGCCUGUAGUUGCAGCCCCUCGCACGUGACGGUGUACAGCGACUACGGCGUGGACGUCUUCGAUGCGCGCUCCAUGGAGUGGGUGCAGACCAUCGGCCUGCGCAGGAUCCGGCCGCUGAACUCGGAGGGCAGCCUCAACCUCCUCAACUGCGAGCCUCCCCGCCUCAUCUACUUCAAGAGCAAGUUCGCGGGGCCGGCCCUCAACGUGCCCGACACCUCUGACAACAGCAAGAAGCAGAUGCUUCGCACCAGGAGCAAGAGGCGGUUUGUCUUCAAGGUGCCGGAGGAGGAGCGGCUGCAGCAGCGGCGAGAGAUGCUCAGAGACCCGGAGCUGAGGUCGCGGAUGAUCUCCAACCCCACCAACUUCAAUCACGUGGCCCACAUGGGCCCCGGCGACGGCAUGCAGGUGCUCAUGGACCUGCCUCUGAGCGCUGUGCCCCCUUCCCAGGAGGAAAGGCCCGGCCCUGCUCCUGCCAGCCUGUCGCGUCAGCCUCCGCCCAGGAACAAGCCCUACGUUUCCUGGCCCUCAUCGGGUACUGAGGGAGCUGGGAUGCUGGGACUCUGGGCUUUUGGUUCAGUUCUUACCCCUUACCCCCAGGGUGAUGGCUGUCCUUGUUCCGCAGGUGGCUCUGAGCCCGGGGUGGCUGUGCCUCUGAGAAGCAUGUCUGAUCCCGACCAGGACUUUGACAAGGAGCCCGAUUCGGACUCCACCAAACACUCGACUCCAUCCAACAGCUCCAACCCCAGCGGCCCGCCGAGCCCCAACUCUCCCCACAGGAGCCAGCUCCCGCUCGAAGGCCUGGAGCAGCCGUCCUAUGACGCCUGAAGCCGACGCUCACCGCCUCGGGGCCGGGGGGCCUCCAGUGUCAGUGCCAAGACUGAUCUGACCUCCAGUGCUGUCCAAGGAAGUGUAGAAGUGACGUGUGGAGACAGGGAGGAGAAACUUCUUUACUGUGACACUGACCGGUUUUGUGCCCCGGCCAUGGCGGUGGACCAGGCCCCUGCCUCUGCUCAGGUGUGCGGCGCCCGCUCCGUUUGCACAGGAAGGACCGCCACGCAGCCGCUGCCUCCAGAACCAGCCGAGCAGGCGCGUGGGGCCUGCGGACGCCGGCCUCCUGGGCAGAAAGCCAGCAGACCCGGCUCGGCUCGGCUCGGGAAGCAGACAGCGAGGGCAGCCUCAGUAACGCGUCUGUUCCUGUUUCCUAAAACUUUCCUAGGCCCUUAGGAGAAGAGUAGGAAGUCGUUUGUCAUUCCCAGUGUCACUAGAAUUUUGAAGACAGGAAAGUGGAGGUUAGUUUGUGGCCUUUUGACUCAUUUAGCCGUUACAGAUGCCGAGGUGCUUCUGCCACCCCUGUAGAACGUGGACAGAGGCCUCUGUCGUGUGACACCUGCCCUGGGUCCCUUGUGCGUGUCAGUCCCUUCCCGGUCACAACUAUGAAGAGUCACCAGUAUCUACUACUGUGAAGUCAGCUGUGCUCUGUUUUCCGCUCACUUCCGCAGCUCUGCCUCCUGCUGUUAAAGCAGCGGGUGUCGUGGUGCAGCUGGGCCUGGAGGCCUGUGGGCUGAGAGGAGGCUAGAGCCCCAUGGAGCCCCACAGCAGGUGCCAGGACCCCGCCCUGCAUGGAGCCCCGUGAUUCGUGCCCUUCUGGAUCACGUCGACUCGCCGCCACACUCCCCAGCGGCCCCCGCACCCUCGUGUUCCUGGCUCCCUCCCUGCAGCGUUUGAGUCAUUAGUGGUGGCCUGUCUCUCUAAAGGCUCGUGAUUACCUGGCUGGCACACAGCUUGUCCUUGGCCCUGGACAGAUUCUCCCAGCUCUCCCACUGGUCAGCAUUCCUGGCGACGCUGCUGAAGACGUGCACUUACCUUGAGUCAGCACUGAGUGAUGUGGCACCACUGUCUGCCAGUGUGUGUCACAAACCCAGCACCCGCCUGCCCAACCACCCCGCUGGGCCUUCUGCUGGGGCUGGCACCUGCUGGGUGGGGCUUCUGGUUUUUACUUUUUUAAUGUAAGUCCGAGUCUUUGUAAUUAUUGAAUUGUGAGAACAUUUUUGAACAAUUUACCUGUCAAUAAAGCAGAAAGAUGACAGUUUUAAA